Molecule: messenger RNA, 1364 nt
Organism: Numida meleagris (helmeted guineafowl)
Lineage: Eukaryota; Metazoa; Chordata; Aves; Galliformes; Numididae
Gene: GGCX
Product: gamma-glutamyl carboxylase
Biological process (GO): peptidyl-glutamic acid carboxylation
Molecular function (GO): vitamin binding; gamma-glutamyl carboxylase activity
Source: RefSeq, a predicted model, not a curated record
GCGCGCUGGGCGUGAUGUGCGGCUGCUGCUACCGGCUGAGCGCGCUGAGCUUCCUGGUGCCCUACUGGUACGUGCUGCUGCUGGACAAGGCCAGCUGGAACAACCACUCCUACCUGUACGGGCUGCUGGCCUUCCAGCUCGCCCUGCUCGGCGCCGACCGAUACGGCUCCAUCGAUGGCCUCUUCCGCCCGCAGAAGCGCAACGCCCACGUUCCCCUCUGGAACUACACCCUGCUACGCGCCCAGAUCUUCAUCGUCUACUUCAUCGCGGGGCUGAAGAAGCUGGAUGCCGACUGGGUGGGCGGGUACUCCAUGGGGUCACUGGCGCGGCACUGGCUCUUCUCCCCGUUUCGGCUGGUGCUGUCGGAGGAGAUGACGAGCCGGCUGGUGGUGCACGGCGGGGGGCUGGCGCUCGACCUCUCCGCCGGGUUCCUGCUCUUCUUCGACGCCACGCGGCCGCUCGGCCUCGUCCUCGUCACCUACUUCCACGCCAUGAACUCCCAGCUCUUCAGCAUCGGGAUGUUCUCCUACACCAUGCUGGCCAGCAGCGGGCUGUUCUGUGACCCGUCGUGGCCGCGCCGGCUCUGCGCCCGCUGCCCGCGCUGGGUGCGGGGGGUGCUGCCCAGCACCGAGCCCCCCCGCCACAGCCCUGACUGUCACUAUGGGGGCCGGGGGGACGCGCGGCGCCCCACGCUCCAGCAGCAGCUGGCGGCCGCCUUCACGCUGCUCUACGUGCUGGAACAGCUCUUCCUGCCCUACUCCCACUUCAUCACCCAGGGCUACAACAGCUGGACCAACGGGCUCUACGGGUACUCGUGGGACAUGAUGGUGCACUCCCGCUUCCACCAGCACGUCAAGAUCACGUACCGGGAUGGGCUCACCGGGGAGGUGGGCUACCUGAAGCCAGGGGUGUUCACGCAGACCCGGCGCUGGAAGGACCACGCCGACAUGCUGAAGCAGUACUCGCUGUGCCUGAGCCGCAUCCUGCCCCAGUACAACGUGUCCCAGCCCCAGAUCUACUUCGACAUCUGGGUGUCCAUCAACGACCGCUUCCAGCAGAGGUUGGUGGACCCACGGGUGGACCUGGUGCGGGCGGAGUGGUCCCCGUGGCACCCCACGCCGUGGGUGCUGCCGCUGCUGCUGGAGCUGUCGCCGUGGAGGGAGAAGCUGCAGGAGCUGGAGAGCGGCCUGGACGGACACACGGACGUGGUCUUCAUCGCUGACUUCCCCGGUUUGCACCUGGAGAACUUUGUCAGCGAGGACCUGGGCAACACCAGCGUGCGCGUGCUGCGGGGCGAGGUGCUGCUGGAGCUGGUGGAGCAGGGCCAGAACCACAGCCUGCACCAGGGCGACAGCAUGCAGGUG